This is a messenger RNA of Prionailurus viverrinus (fishing cat), 5640 nucleotides long. It is a transcript of the gene TRIM62, whose product is annotated as tripartite motif containing 62. Lineage: Eukaryota; Metazoa; Chordata; Mammalia; Carnivora; Felidae. The record is from RefSeq and is a predicted model, not a curated record. Gene Ontology annotation, molecular function: protein binding; zinc ion binding. The transcript has 6 exons. Bases 100 to 1527 code for a protein of 475 amino acids. Gene Ontology annotation, biological process: positive regulation of canonical NF-kappaB signal transduction; innate immune response.
GCAGCUCGCGCACGGCUGGUUCCGGGUUGAGAGGCUGCGCUCGGACCGGAGCAGUGGCCGCUGAGCCGGCAGGGGCCCCUCUCCGCCGCCCCCAGCGCCAUGGCGUGCAGCCUCAAGGACGAGCUGCUCUGCUCCAUCUGUCUGAGCAUCUACCAGGACCCGGUGAGCCUGGGCUGCGAGCACUACUUCUGCCGCCGCUGCAUCACCGAGCACUGGGUGAGGCAGGAGGCGCAGGGCGCCCGCGACUGCCCCGAGUGCCGGCGCACGUUCGCCGAGCCCGCGCUCGCGCCCAGCCUCAAGCUGGCCAACAUCGUGGAGCGCUACAGCGCCUUCCCGCUGGACGCCAUCCUCAACGCGCGCCGCGCCGCGCGACCCUGCCAGGCGCACGACAAGGUCAAGCUCUUCUGCCUCACGGACCGCGCGCUGCUCUGCUUCUUCUGCGACGAGCCCGCGCUGCACGAGCAGCACCAGGUCACCGGCAUCGAUGAUGCCUUCGAGGAGUUGCAGAGGGAGCUGAAGGAGCAGCUUCAGGCCCUUCAGGACAGCGAGCGGGAGCACACGGAGGCGCUGCAGCUGCUCAAGCGACAGUUGGCAGAAACCAAGUCUUCCACCAAAAGCUUGCGGACCACCAUCGGUGAGGCUUUCGAGCGGCUGCACCGGCUACUGCGCGAGCGGCAGAAGGCCAUGCUGGAGGAGCUGGAGGCCGACACGGCCCGGACGCUAACCGACAUUGAGCAGAAAGUCCAGCGUUACAGCCAGCAGCUGCGCAAGGUGCAGGAGGGGGCCCAGAUCCUGCAGGAGCGGCUGGCCGAAACCGACCGACACACCUUCCUGGCUGGGGUGGCCUCCCUGUCCGAGCGGCUUAAAGGGAAAAUCCAUGAGACCAAUCUGACUUAUGAAGACUUCCCGACCUCCAAGUACACAGGCCCCCUGCAGUACACCAUCUGGAAGUCCCUGUUCCAGGACAUCCACCCAGUGCCCGCCGCCCUGACCCUGGACCCGGGCACUGCCCACCAGCGCCUGAUCCUGUCCGACGACUGCACCAUCGUGGCCUAUGGCAACCUGCACCCACAGCCGCUGCAGGACUCGCCAAAGCGCUUCGACGUGGAGGUGUCGGUGCUGGGCUCCGAGGCCUUCAGCAGCGGCGUCCACUACUGGGAGGUGGUGGUGGCGGAGAAGACCCAGUGGGUGAUCGGGCUGGCCCACGAGGCGGCCAGCCGCAAGGGCAGCAUCCAGAUCCAGCCUAGCCGCGGCUUCUACUGCAUCGUCAUGCACGAUGGCAACCAGUACAGCGCCUGCACCGAGCCCUGGACGCGGCUCAACGUCCGCGACAAGCUCGACAAGGUGGGCGUGUUCCUGGACUACGACCAAGGCCUGCUCAUCUUCUACAACGCCGACGACAUGUCCUGGCUCUACACGUUCCGCGAGAAGUUCCCAGGCAAGCUCUGCUCCUACUUCAGCCCGGGGCAGAGCCACGCCAACGGCAAGAACGUGCAGCCGUUGAGGAUCAACACAGUCCGCAUCUAGGACGGCGCAGGGAGCCCACAGGGGCCACCUGGGCCACGGCCACCAGCAAGAGCUCUGCCCAGGGGACAGAGGCCAGGACUCCGGUCCAGUGUAGCCCCCACACCCCGUGAGGCCUCGGGCUGGGUGUUUACCCUUCAGCCUCCAUUUCUCUUCUAUAUUGGUGGUCAUGCUCCAUGAUUCUUAAACACCAUCAGCAUUGAUGUCCUGUAGUUCUGACCUUGAUGGGGAGGCAGCUUUGGUCCCAGGAUGUGACAUGGCUUCUCCUCAGGGCGGCCCCUGCCCAGCCCUCAUCCCCAUCCUCUGGGCGGCGGGGAUGGGGAGCUUCUCCCUGUCUCCCUCCUGCCCACAUGCCCUGACCUCAGGAUGUGUCAAGAGUGUUGCCGGCAGUUGGCAGCCUGAAAGAUACAUGAAACCCACUUAUGCUUCCAGGUCGAAGACUUGCCCGGCACCCCACCGUGGGCCAUUUGACCCUUGACUCCGGCCCACGGUGGACACAGGCUGUAGCUGGUCCUAGGGUUCCCGAGAACCACCUCUCCUUCUACCUCUGGACCAAGAGCUUUAUGGUUCCUGUUUCUCCCACUGACCUGCAGGUAGAGAUGAUGCUGUGGCCUGUGGGAGGCACCCGGUCACUGAACCCACGUGUUACGGUCACUGUGCCACCAACUUCCAGCCCGCGGGUCUAAAAUCAGGAUGAUGGCACGCGAGGCUGAUGCAGAGCCCGGUAGCCUAAAAGCAGCUGCAGGACACGCAUCACUGGGUGACGGAGGUCCCCAGAGGCUUAAAUAAGGGUCCAAACCGGCCUCUGUGACCAGGCUUAGGGUGCGGGGAGGCUGAGGGGAACAGUUGUCUCAGGCGAGCACUGGGACAGGCUGUUGGCUGGGACUUCCCAUCAGGCUUGGCGUCUGUCUCAGUUAGGAUCCUGUUGCAGAAAACAAGAGCUGCUUUAGCUAGUUUAAUUUGACAGCAUUUAUUAUCACAUCCCUGAUUUGCAAAAUCAUUGGAAGGGCUGGAGGAGCAGACUCCUUGCUGAAUUUCCAGGAACAACUUGCGGCUCCCACCUGCAGGAAGCCACUGCAUCAGGAAGCUGCUGACCGCAGAACUGUGUUCCCUCCACUACUGGCCGGGCCGGCAAAUAGGUGUCCUGAGGCCUGCCUCUGUCCCACUCAGUUUAGUUCUCAAAUCCAAAUCUCUGUGAGGGAUACUGUUGGGGAAACAUAAAUCAGAUCCAGAACGUUGGCGGCAAGGGUGCCUGGGAAACGUAGUUUUCUUUCUUCUCACUGCAGCCAUGCAAAAAGGCCUGGAAGGAUGUUUAGGUGUUGAACAAGCCCAUCCACAGUUUUUGUCACUGGAGUUCACCUCCGGGCCUUGGCUUUGAAGCAGCAGAGCCUCCACGUGCCCUGCUCCGUGGCCCUGUCCCUGCCCGAGGGCAAGAGCCCAAGAGGUGGAUCUAUCCGCAGCAUUGGCCGAAUGUCUCAAGCCUUCACUUCGCUCUCUAGUCCUGGAGCCUAGAUUCUGAGCUUGUGGGGUCCCUGACCACCCUCAUCCCAAAGGAGCCAGACUAGCUGAACUUGGGGGGCUCCCACCUCACAACUGCUGCCCAUUGGGGUCCCCCAUGGGCAGGAGGAAUCCUCAUUCUCACCUCACCCCUUCAUCUACCAGAAGCUGGGCCACCCCCCAGCAGUAUUUUUAUUUUAAAUGUUUCCCAUUUUGUGAGUUAUGAUGAAUUUGUAUUAAAUUAAAGUUACAGAAUGUCAGUGGUCAGUUCUAUUCAUGUUGACAAAGGCCUGCCUUUUCUGUCCCAGGUGGUAUUCAUGUAUUAACAUGGCUAAUCCACAAAGCAAACCUACUGGGUGUGUAAUAUUAUGCCCACUUUACAGAGGUGGAAAAUGAGGUUCAGAGAGAAGACAUGACUUGCCCACAGUCCCAAGUCCGUGCUGGGAAGCAGUGGAACUUGGAUUAGAACGGAGUUCUAAAGCCAGCAUUCACAUCACAACUUACUUGUCAGGGAAGACUGGCAGUCUGCCUGGAGGAGGGGGUCAUGGCAGCCUUGAGAACAGAGGGGAGCUCAUGAGACAGUGCCAUGGUCUCUUGAAUUCUAUAAGAGUGCCUGGCCUUGAAUCCGAGCUCCAUUGCUGUGUGACUUUAGAGAAAUGGCUUAGCCUCUCUAGGCCUCAGUUUUUCCACAGAGAAAAUGAGGGUAAUAACACCCAUCUCAUAUGAUUUAUUGAUAAGCUGCUAAAUGCAGUGCACUUAGGGAGGUCCUGCCUCCCACUCUACCUGUCUCCAGGAGUCAGUGCCCUAAGACACCUGACCUUAAGGAGUCUAUCUUCCUCCUUAUGCCUUGUGUGGAGUGUGGGACUACCUAAGCCAGAAAUGUCCCCAGGUCUGCUGUGUACAGGGAGGUCCAUCCUACCUCUGACUCAUGGGGAAGGAGUCUGACCAGGAGUCAGGCAGGGCCCUGCAUAUGGACAGAUGAGCUGUGCACACUCUAAGUGGCAAAGCCCUGGGCCCCCCACAGCUGAGAAACAGGAGUCCUGAGCCUAGUCUUAGUUCUGUGCUGACUCAUUUUGUACCCUGAAGGCCCUUUCCUCAGUCUCCUCCCCUGCAGAUGAAGGGGGUUACACUGGAUGCUCCCUGAGGCUCCAGAUGGAUCUUCGCCUAUACCUGGAGCUGGAGAGAGAGAAGGAACCACCCCAGUUGUUGAAUUGCUUGGAGUUCUAGAAAAAGGGGCAUGAACAAGGAUUGGGGGGAUUGGCAGGAGCAGAAGGAAAGGUCUCUGAUCGGCUGAUGGAGAGCACCCAGUUUGGGGGGAGGUGAUUUUGAGACUAAAGUAUCCCCAACCCGCCUGCCCCACUGGAUGCCCCAAAGCCAUGUCCCUCCAUCUUUGCUCAGUGCAUCUGUCUUCUGGGGAGACAGUACCCCCUCCACAGUCCUUCUUACCCUUCCCCUACUCAGCCUUGGCACAAGGUCCAAGAAGUGGUGGCCACUUCCCGGUAUUUACUCUCCAUUUCCUAGUGUCUGGGAGUAACUGUAGGGAGCUAAUUUGCACACCUAACUUGGGACUCUGGGAAAUCAGUGCAUCUCCCUGGCUCCAUACCAUUGUGCAUUUGUGCAAUUGUGAGUCGAGCCUCAACUGCAAGACAAGGCUCAUGUGUCUCUCAGGGUCCAAAGAAUUCAUGAAUGAAGGAAUCUGGAGUUGUCAGGCUAAAUGAUACCAGGAACCCCCCAUUUAACACAGGCAAGCAAAGAGGGGAGGCUAAGGCAUCUCAGCAUUGGGGGGGAAGGAGGGAUCAACAAAGGUCUUACCCAGAGCAGGAGAGAACUGAUAGGAGGACAGUAUCCCUAUCUGGAUCCCAGGCAAAGUGCUGGUACUUAUCUAAUAUCAAGACAAGCCCAUGAGGUUGGUAUCAUUAUCUGAGUGUUUGGUGGAGAAACAUUACCUCCCAGGGGAUCCACAGCCAGUACUCAACAGAGCUGGAAACAGACCCAGGCCCAUCCAAAGCUAAAGCCAAACUCUUCUCUGGACCUCCUGGGAAAUGCUUCUCAACUUUGAGGACCACUUCAGUGACAGGCAGGGGACACCAAAACUGUGAUCUCCCUUGGGGUUCAAAGCAGGACUUUAACCCUGGCUCCAUUCCAUUGUGCAUUUGUGCAAUUGUGAGUCAAGCCUCAACUUCAAACCAAGCCUCAUGUGUCUCUCAGGGUCAGGGGUAGACUCAAGAAGGCACUAUGUGACCCUAAGCAGGUCCUUCUCUCUCUCCUUGGGCGUCAGGUUCCCCAUCUCUAUUGGGGAGGGACUAGGAAUCUAGUUAAUUGAUUGCCAAGGUUCUGGCUCUGAUUGGACAGGGUUCUGUAAGCCUAAUGCAGGGUUUGUCCUAGUCAGAACCUAACAAGGCCAUUUGCUCUGGGUCUUUCUCUCUGGGGUGGCAGCAGGAACAGAAAACAACAGAGAUGACGUCUCUUGGCAGCACAGAGCUCAGCCAGAAAGGUCGUCCCCGGAGGCUGACAGCUCACACCUGGGCAGCAUUCCCAGCUUCCUCUCAUCCUGCCUGGGUCCUGACUCUGUUCACCAUCCCCAAACACUUCACCAGGAGGUCAGCCGCAAAGGGCCAU